AUGGAAACAGAUGUCCCAGAUUUGGAGCGAAAUCAUCUUCAUUGGUUUCGAAAAGACUUGAGGUUACAUGACAAUCCUGCCUUGCUAAAAUGUUUGGAGAAUUGCGAGAACUUUUAUGGAGUGUACAUACUCGAUACAGAAGCUUGGUUGCAUCUGAAGACAAAUUCUAGUUCCACAAUAUGGAGGUUCAUACUUCAGUGUCUGAACGAACUUAAUGAUAAGCUGCGAAAUUUUAACUCUCGCUUGUUUGUUGUACAAGGAUCGCCACUGCGUGUUCUCCCAACGUUAUUUGAGAAGUGGAAAGUAUCUCGGUUAACGUUUAACACUGCUUGUGAUCUUUACUCGAAAGGAAGAGAAGAUGUCGUGUUCUCUCUUGCAAGCAUUGCAAAUGUCGAGGUUAUCACUCAGACAUCACACACAUUGUUUGAAAUUGAACGGUAAGAUUUGCAGUUAUAAAUAAAUAAUAGAAAGCCACAGUUCCUUAAUUAAUCUAGUACAAACAGCCGGUCUUUGUAGCAAUGUUAGGCGAAAUAUUUACGUGGAAUAUAUUCGAUGUGCUUUUACAUGUACGCCAGUUUUGCGUACAUGACAAAGAUUUUUGGAAAAGCAAUAGAUUUUUAUAAUUUGAGAAUGAAAUUUAAAUCGAAUGAGAGUUGGCUGUCAACAAGGGACAUUUCAAGCUCUGUAUCUGCCGCACGAAAAUUUUUCAUUAUUCAUUAUUUUUGAAAAAUAGGCUUAACAAAACACCAAACUGAUCUCCAGAUCAAAGUCUUAUUGCUGCAUUCCGCAAGCGCAACUCAAAUUGUAUCUUUCUAAAGAUAUUACUUGCCAGAAUGCCUCUAUUUUUCAUAUCAGCCCUGGUAUGUAUAGAAAUAUACUGUAGUGUAGGACGUAUUUUAAAAAUUAAAAUGAAUUAUACACCGAUUUACUUCAGAUUUUUAUGGGGUUUUUUAGGGGCUGAUUACAUGGAGGAUUUUCAACCCCGGGGUUGAACUCAGCCCUGUUUACCAGGUUGAAAAUUCAGCCCUGUCUGUAAUACCACUCUAUCAAAAUCAAGCGCACGAUUACAUGACAAAAUUUUCAACCCAGGGCUGAGUUCAACCCCGGGGUUGAAAUUUCAGCUAGCAGGGUUGAACUCAGCCCUGGGUUGAAAAUUUUGUCAUGUAAUCGUUUCAACCCAGGGUUGAAAUUAUCAUGAGUUAUUCGAGCAUGCGUGGUAGUGACUAUUUAUUACAAGAAAACAAAACGAAGGCUUUUUUACUUCCAGGAAUCGAUGCCGAGAACGUAUACUACAGCGUUUCAACCCCGGGGUUGAAAUCGUCCAUGUAAUAGCAAAAAAAUUCAACCCGGUUAGCAGGGCUGAGUUCAACCCCGGGGUUGAAAGUUCUCCAUGUAAUCGGCCCAUUGACAAGUGUUAUUUUCCGCUGGCUGAGGCACGAAAGAAGCGGAAAAUGUUUUCUCACACACUGCUGGGGGCCUGAUGAAAUCAGGGUGUUACAGGGUGGUGCAGGUUAUAUGAGCAUAUUUUUGUUGUUGCUCACCGUAGCUUGACAGUAUCCCGCCCACCCAGCCCUUUUAUGUUUAUUAGUACAGAACGGCGUUGGAUUGGAUAUAUAUGUACCUGUUAGGGUAAUUAUUAAGCGAGCAUUUGUAAUGUAUGGUAGUUUAAAUUAAUAAAUGUCAAGCUUGCGGCUGACGCUGCAGCAGCUCCAAAUAAAAAAAAUAAUGAAAAAAUAAAAAUGAAAAAAUCCCACUCCAAAUUUUUGAAAAUUGUGGACGAGAAACAUGAUAUCAAUUUCCAUUGGCCUAAAGGCUGGUUUUAAUACACUGGUGUUUUAAUACACUACCAGUAGAUCACAGUAGGAAAGUUUUGAAGGAUUUGUAAGAAAUUUUGGAGGGAAGUGACUCAUUGUUUAACUGAGUCAGUCCCCUCAAACAUUUCUUACGAUUCCUUCAAAACUUUGUCAAUACGUCACAACAUUCAUUGGCGUAAAUAUUUGGUUUCACAACAUAUACGAUGUGUGGAGAAAAUGUGGGCAUUUAAAAGGGGGUGGAGCUUAAGUAUAAUAUAUUUUGCCUUCAUAAAUGUCUUGUUUGGCAACAAAGUAUAACUUACUUGAUGGUUAAAUGCCCAUUCAUAAGAAUUUUCAGCUUGUCAGGGCAAACGUUUCAGUGUUUAUAAAUACAUUUUGCUCAAUUGAACUGUCUGACCUUAAUUUACUGUCGUUCCAAUUGAAGUGUUCCUCAAAUAUUGAUUCAAUACAUUACCUCAGGCUGACCAAUUCAUUUCAUCAAGUUCCUCGAGAUAUUCAUACACUUCCUGUGAAAGAGCCAAUUCCAAGUAUUUGAUCAUUUCUGGUCACUUCCUUUCUAUUUAUGAUUGGUUAGUUGCACAAACAACAAAGGUGAUUGGUGCAUUCAAACUAUUCAACAGGAAGUUUACAAUUAUACUAGGAAGUGUAUGAAUAUUUCGAGGAACUUGAUCAAAUGAAUUGGUCAGCCCAAGGUAAUGUAUUGAAUCAAUAUUUGAGGAACACUUCAAUUGGAACGACAGUAAUAGUGCAAGAAAUUCUAUACUGGUAUUUAGCUGCUUCUGAAGUCUCACCUAUUAAAGCCCAGUUUUAUUGUAAUUAUGCAAUAUAAUUAUACAAGUGAUGAACGUUUAUGAGUGCAAUGGUAAAAAUAUUUUCUGCAAAGCUGAUCUGCUACAUUCUCUUGAACGAAAGGGAGAAUUUUGUUCACUCAUGGUAGAGACAUAUUCUUCCAAAAGAUGGAGCUGGAGCCAUAUAUCUACGAAACAACACCUUGACUUGUUUUGAAAGGAGGUUAAUUAGAUGACAAAAUCGUCUCCCUGACUCCAUUUACUAUAGUACACAAAUUUUUACAAGCCUCCAAUUUUUCAUUUGUUAUGAAUUAUAUUCUCCUUGAAGGGUUGAAUAUAACCAGGGCAUUUGUUUGGAUUCAUAUUUCUAGUUUGGCACCACAUUAUAUUCUGCCUUUGAGUUUGUUAGUUUGUUUGUCCGUUUGUUAGUUUGUUCACAUCAAUAUGUUUCCCCAAUCGCCUAGUCAAAAUUCCUUGCAUGUGCUCAAAAUUUUUGCGGGAAAAUUAAUUAAUCUUGGAAUCUCAGGACCAACUGUUUGCUGGGCUUUAUCUCUGGUUUUAUGCGCCAAACAAGGACAAAAAUACCACUGUUCGAAUCAGCGUAAACCUUGUAUUUAUGGAUGAGAAAUUGAUUUCAAAAUUGAUUUCUUUUCCAGCGAUUCAUGGCUUUUGAAAGACAAGCCGCUCAAAAUAAUCCUUUCAUGUUUUCUGAAUUCCUUUUUUCAAGGAAAGUUUUCUUUCCAAUUAAUCUUGGACUCUUUCUUAUCUCUGUUUUUUUGUGCCCAAUAAGGACAAAAAUACCAUUGUUCAAUUAAGUUAAUUCAGCGUAAGAAAUUGUACUUACGGAUGUCAGAUGUAUUACUAAACAACAGUAUUCUAGCGAUUUAUGGCCUUUGAAAGUCAAGCGAAAUUGUAUUGUUGACAAAUCGCUCAAAAUUAUUAAACUAAUUAAAAAUGCAGUCCAUUUGAUCAUUCAUAACUUCGGUAUCGUUAGUUUUCGGCCGUCAUCCAGUAUAUUCGUCUCACUUUUCUCCUCAUUUUGGUAGUAUUUUGAGCCCCAAGAAAUUUUAUUUUGAAGGCUUUAAAAUGCAGUUUUGAUCCUAACAUAUGAACCAGCUAGCGACCAACAGGAGAAUGUAGGCUAUAUAGGCGGAAACGCUGGAAAUUUUAUUUGUAGGCGGGCACGGGCGGGGCACCGCAACCAGUACUGUGUCUGGUUUAGUACUAUUGUUCUUCUCGAUUAUCUAUAUACAAAAUCUUUUAUUUUGUCUAACAUUUCGGUUCGGAAAGAUAGCAUUCCCGGCAGUGGCGUAGCCACUGGGGGGGGGGGGGGACAAGUCCCCCCCACUCUCCUUCAGAACCACCUUUGAGAUAUGUUUAAAUCUGUUGAGAAACUGGGGGGGGGGUGGGUAACACUGAUCCGAUUUUUAGCUAAAAACAGAAAGCUACCAUUGUAAAUAGAUAGACAGUUCUAAGAAAAGACAUUAGGAAAAUUGCAUAGUUCAAAGUCGUAAAAUGUAUUAUUUUUCGUGUAUUUUAUAUAAUGUUAUGAUUUUCUGAAUCCUGUAAAAUCUCACUUUAAAAUUUGAACUUCAAAGUCUUAAAAUGUACUAUUUUUUGUGUAUUUUAUUGAACAUUGAACAUUGAACAUUGAACAUUUAUUUAAACACGGUAAAAUCUUCAGUGUAGAAUAAAAUACAAAAACUAUUAAUAAAUUUCACACAUCACUAUAUACACACUAAUUUCCUAACUAAAAUGCACUGUUUUCCAAGAUUGCCGUGUGGGGAUCCCAUUAUAAUGUCAAGAAUUGAUUAAUUUCAUUUUUGAAAUGCCUCAAUGAUUUGGACGUACGUGCAGUUUGAGGAAGCGCAUUCCAUAAACUUGCUCCACUGUAGCAGAAACUACGCUUCAUAAAGUCCGUACGUGGUUUUGGUAAAUUUAGCUUCAUUUCUGCAUUUCUUAAGUUAUAAUCUGUGCUGCGAAAUGUAAACAUGUUUUGUAAAUACUCUGGCGUUAGCUUAUUGAUAGUUUUAAACAUUAGUAUAGACUUGUGCUUUUUCCUACGUAAGGAAAGAUUGUCCCAAUGCAGUUUCUCUAAGAGAAUGCUAGAGCUGACAUCGUAGUUGGAUUUCGUAAUCACUCUAGCAGCUCUAUUCUGCAAUUUUUGCAUUUUUUCACAUAAUGUUGCGCCAAAUUCGUCCCAAAUGGGACUACAGUAAUCAAAGUGAGGUUGAAUUAUAGCGUUGUAAAUUUGGAUUGCUGUUUCAGUUGAUAUAAAUGGUUUUAUUCGCUUAAGAGCACCUAUAGCGGAAGAAAUCUUUUUACACUUCAUAUCAAUGUGUUUAGACCAAGACAGAUUUUUAUCAAUAAUUACACCUAGUGAUUUUGCCUCAUCAACUUGUUUAAUCACACGACCAUCCAGGUCAAUAUUGAUAUUUUCGUUAGUGUGCGCAUGCAUACGUUGUCGAGAUCCUAUUAUCAUAAAUUCUGUCUUGGCGAUAUUAAGGCUUAAUUUGUUCGCUUCCAACCAGCUUUUCAAUUUUUUUAAUUCCGAAUUAAUAACAUUUUCUAGUUCAGCGAUAGUGUUGGCCGCAUAACUAAUGUUCGUAUCAUCAGCAAACAUUCUCGGUACUGCUGCACUGAGACAAUUAGGAAGGUCGUUAAUAUACACAAGGAAGAGUAAUGGUCCUAAGUUACUUCCCUGUGGUACACCACGUGUAACUGAUGCAGAUGAUGACAAGCAACCUCUAACAUUACAUUUCUGAGAUCGACCGGUCAAAUAAGAUUGAAACCAUUCGAGACUUAAUUGAUCCAUACCGUAAAUUCGAAGCUUCCGCAGCAAUAUCUGAUGAUCAAUAGUAUCGAAUGCUUUUUUAAGGUCGAUAAAUAUUACUCCAUUGAAGAGGCCAUUGUCAAUAUUAACUGACCAGUUACUAGUGGCUUCAAGAAGAGCAGUAAGUGUACUAUGUAACGACCUGAAACCGGACUGGCAAUGCGUUAACAAGCUGUUAGAACUGAAGUAAUUAUAAAGUUGCUCAAAGAUUAAUUUUUCGAAGAUUUUGGCUACAGCUGAAAUAACUGAUAUUGGUCGAUAGUUAUUCGGAUCAUUCCUUUUUCCUUUCUUAAAUAUUGGUGUUACUCUAGCCAUUUUCCACUCGGAUGGAAAUAUGCCAGUGUUAAUUGAUCUGGCAAAUAUAUCAGUUAAUGAUGGUGAGAUUAUUGCAGCUGCUAUUUUUAACAGCUUAUUAGGAAUGUUGUCGAGACCUGGAGCUUUUCGUUCGCUAAUUUUACUCAACAGAAUAUAAACCAUAUCAACCGUAGGAGGUCUAAUGGAAAAUCUCUGCUCAGUUGAUUCUAAAUAGUCUUCAGGGUUGACGUUAGAAAUGGGUAUCUGAUGAUAUAAUCUUCUGAAUUUUGUAAAAUCUCACCCCAAAAUGCAUGAAAUGGUGUUUCAUAGGCUCUGAAUUUCAAAAUUUUUCUGGGGGAGCAUGCACCUAGACCCCCCUAGAUUGUUCGCGCCUUUGGCACUCUUGUCCACCCCACUUUGUAAACCCUGGCUACGCCACUGAUUCCUGGCCUGUUUAACAACCAGAAUAGGCAACACCCUUCAAAGAAGAGUGUACAGGAAAUCACAGAGAAAACCUCCCAGUACUGAUGACUCAUCAUACCAUCCAGUCUCACACAAUUUAUUCACAAUAUGUAGUUCAAAUGAAGCUGAAUUACAAGGGUUGUUUUAUAUACUACCCCAAAUAAAUGUGUGCACAACGUAAUCAAGCGAUCAAGCAGACCAACAAUGGAGAUAUCCAGUAUAAAUGAAGACAAAAAGUCAUUGCCACUAUUCCGUACGUCAAAGGAACGUCAGAAAGAGUUGAGAGAAUUUUAAAACCCUGGCCUAUAACAUCUCGGUGGCACAUAAACAUUCAACAACUUUAUGGGACAUGUUAACUAAAGUGAAAGACCCUUGAACACCAAAGAAUUGUCAAUUAGGAGCAGUCUACAGAAUAACAUGGCCAGGAUUUCUGGUCAAGGGAUGGCCAAAAAUAUUCCAGGAGGGGCCCUGUGCCUUUAUUGUGUGAAAAUGUAUAUAUUUAAUAAUAAUAAUAAUAAUAACACUUUAUUUAUUGAGGAUAUAAACAGAUAAAGUUACAACUUUUUUCCAAUCUGGUCCUCCUAAACUCUAUAGACACAACAAUAACAUUAAACAUGACUAUAUUCAGUGCUUCCUAGGAGUAUGAACAAAUGAAAUCAUGGGUAUAAUGGACUCCCACUGAUGUAACCAUGCAUAAUAUAGUACAAUGAACUUUUAGGGGGUCUGGGGGGAUAAUAGGGAAAAUUUUUAAAUUCUAGAGUCGGUAAAGUGCCAUUUUUAGCAUUUUGGGGGCUAUUUUAAUGUGUUUUGGUGAUUUUAAAUAACCAGUUACUGUAACACAUAACAACUCUACUUAAUCACAAACGAAUCCAGAAUGUUUAAAACAUAGAAAGAUAUCAAAUUUCCAUUUAUACAAGAAAUGAAAAUAUAAUGCAAAUGCUUGUAGCCUACUGGUCACUGCUGCUAGCUAUUUUAUAGGUGAAACUGCAGGAAGAACGCUAUCGAAUGCAGAAUUAUUAUUAUAAUUAUUAUCAUUACUGGAUUUAUAACUACAUACAAUAACAUAAGUUAAAUUACUAUGUAGUUUACAACAAUAUUAAAAAAUUUAAUUACAAUUAUUUACUAUCCUAAUUGUUGUUCAUAGUAUUAAAAAUGUUAAAAAACUCAAUAAUAAUUCAGGAGGAAAACACAAAGAAAAAUCAUAAGCGUGUCGUAUCUUUAUUAUGUGAUAAAAAAUCAUGUUAAUUUACAUAAACUUUAGCUUUGAUUUUCUCGGUUUAGACAAAGUUUAUUUUAAAAAUUACUUCGCCAAUGAACUCAUAUAAGAUGAGUUGUUUUUUAAGCCAUUUAAAGCACAUAUCUGAUAAAACACUCCUACGUAUAUCUGAUAAAACACUCCUCUACGUGUGCUUUAAAUAGUACUUAAUAGCAUGUAAAAGCGGGCUAUUUUUAAAUCUAUUAGUUCUACUAAAAAAGUUGUAUAAACAAUUUUGUUCCCUCUAGUGUUUCUAUCCGUUACCUCAGAUCUUUUUGGAGGAAGCAAAUGAUUAAGCUUAUGAUCUUCUUCGGUCAUAUCUGAUAUUAACUUGAAACAGUGGUCUUUUCUUCGUUGUUCCAAUGUUGUCAACUUGUUCGCUUUCAAUACCUGUUCGUAAUCUUGUCCUGGAUAUAUUAUGAAGAACAUAAACGCUGUUCAGCAAAAAAAUAGCAGCUCACCAUAUUAUGAACACCAAGGCCGGAGUUCUACCUGCUUGGAAUUUACAUCAAAUUUCGGCCAGAUAAUGUUUUUACAAAACUGGUAUAUUCGAAGAGUGAAAAGAACAACAUUAAUAUAUGCAGUGAUGUGCCAGGCGCAUACUUUAGUUUAAUACACCCUUUCGAUUAUAAUUACGUCAUUUGGCCUGGGAGCCUCGCUCUCAUGAAUCGUGAGCCAAUCACAUUGCGUAAUUUACUAAUGAGAGCGAGGUUCCAAGACCAAGACCAAACACCCCUGGUUCACAAAAUUUGAGUUCGAGAAAUUUUUUUCAUUAUUCUACAUUAUAAGUAGCCAAAGAAGCUAUAUAUAUAAAAAACCGGAUACAAAUAGGUGAUUUGCGAAAUUGAGAGCAAUUUAAAAUCUGUUCAGUUUUUUUUUAUACACCCUGUAGGGAUUAACGUAAGGAUUAACCUUACGAAUGGCGUUUCAAAGAUUUGCUGACUGUCUGUCUAUAUUUUUGGAUAUUAAAAUACAAACUAACAGGAAUAUAAGGCGUACACAGAGCAAACACAGAAACAUGUAAGACUGGAUUUUGUUACAAAUUAUUUCAAAUUACUGUUGACUUUAGUUACUAUUAACCAUAAAAAAUUGUUACCACGCGCAGUAUGCGUAGUAGCACGGGACUUAAUUCAUUAUUAGCAUUUAUUGUUUGUAUUAUCUUCAACGCCUGCUGCAAGUCGAUACAAACAAUUUCUCGUGGGACUUCUCCCUUAGCAUGUGUUCUUCGUACUAGUAUUAAAAAUGCUUGCCAAAAUUUGUAUUCAACAGACAUAGUGUUCAUGAAAUUUCUUCUUGACAGUUAUCAUGUUUGUCAUACCCCAUUUGAGUUGGCGCCAAUGUAAAAAAUUCUGUAAUGAUUUUAUCCGUGGUCAUGCACCCGUUGCGGUCUGUCGAAGUUUCUCGAAACAUUUCUUCGUGCAUGCAUAACGCAGUUUAAAUUGUGAUCAUGCAACACAGUCCUCUUUAAAUCUCUUUCUUUCAAUUACUUUUCUACUGUACCUAUACUGUGUAAAUUGUUGUACUGCGUUCAUUUUCAAAUAUUAAUUUCAAGUUUUAUUUGAUAAACCUCGUGAGAUUGUAAACAAAAUUAACCGUCCUGUUGAGCCGCCAUUUUGAAUAUUUUUGCUCAUAUUGAUUCCCAAGCCCCACUCCUAUACUGGAGUACGAUUAAUGUAAUAAUUUGCUCAUGCAAAUAAUUGUAUUUUUUGUAUAUUCCUAUUCUCGGCUCGGUUUCGCAGGAUUUCAUGGCAAACAAGAUUACUGUUUUAACCACGAACAACAUCUACAAUCGUGAACAAGAGUAUCGAAAUUUUAGGAAAAUGUAUUCAACUAAUUUCAUUAUCUUUUUGUUCCCCCUCCCCACCCAAUGUUGCUAUCACACUAUAUUUACAUUUUUCAUUUUUUUUACAUUUACAAAACAUGGCAGGGAACACGCAACAGCUUUCGCCAAUUAUAGCGGCCCUUUACAUAAUUCUUAUUACAAUACGAAGUAAUAUUACUCAAGACAGUUCACUAAAUUAACUAAAAACAACACAACUUUGAACUGGACAGACUAUUACAAGACAAACAUAUAUAGAUUUAAAUGUUCGUGGAUCUUCAACGUCGAAAGUAUUUUCUGAUGCCGAUUUGUAAUAACUGCGUAGAUCGUUUGUAAAUUCAUUCAAGGAUUUUCUCUUUACAUUUUAAACGUAUUUCAGUAACAUUGUCCUGGGGGGAUAUUUUACUGUAGGUAAGAUAAAGGAAUCGCAACUGUCACAGGAAUCGCAACUGUCACACCAAUUAAUAUUUCAUUAUUAAUAUAUCAAAUUAUGUCCGCGAUUGUAGAUCAUCUGACUACACUAAUCUGUGUUUUACAUUAGAUACAUUGAGGGCAAUGGAGGUAACGUUCCUAUCAACUUGGAAGAAUUUCAACAUGUUUUUUCGUCUCUUGGCCAACCACUACCUCCUGUAGAAUGUGUAGAAGCACGACAUUUUGCGAAUUGUGCAACGCCUAACUCUGAUUGGUUGGAAGCCAACUUUGGAAUACCUACACUGGAAGAUCUGGAAUUCGUUGAUAUGUCUAAUAUUUCCACGACAUCGUUGAUGAAUGGAGGAGAAGAUGAAGGACUAGGACAUUUUAAAAACUUUGUGGAAGAGGUUGGUAGUAGAAAAUAGUAGAAAAAGUAGAGGAUGAAACAUAUUAGAAAACAGACGCUCUCUGACCAAAUAAUUUCAUAUUUAAUUACAAGUUUUCGGCUAUACCAGUCAGUAGCUUUCGACGCGGUUUGAGUGAAAAAUAGUGUUUAUGCAAUUAUGUGGAAAACACUUGUUGGUUCGCCAUAUUUCUGAUUUGCAAAACAUGCAGUAACUAAAUUAAUAAUAAUUUAAACGUAUAUGCAUUUUAAAAGGAAAUUUAGUUGUAUUGAAAUUACGGGAACCACUUGAGUAUUUUUACAAAAUACAAAAACAACGCGGGGCCAUAGGUUCAAUCCCUACCAGAGGGCCGUAGGUUCAAUUCCUACCAGAGGACCUUGUGCUGCAUUUUUCGCAGUCGUUCCUGGUUAGGUCUUAAAAUGUAUAUAUUCCACUUGGAUUACAAUCCCUAACAUUCUAAUAUUAAUUCCACCAAGUGAAGUGCAAUAAUCUAAAUCAUUGAAGUCAACGCUAACUCCGAAUAGGAACAUACUUUUAAUACAGUUCUAGCUUUCGACUAUGUUUUAGUCAUCAUCAGGAAUCCUUGAUGACUAAAACAUAGUCGAAAGCUAGAACUAUAUUAAAUCUUACUUUUUUGACCCACCAUUCGAAAGAUUAUUUUAUGAGGAUUUCAACGGUGGUUUUCGUUUUAAAGGGCGGGUAAAUACUUGCCGAGAUAUUUUAAUCUUCCCCACUCGAAAGUCGGAAAUGUAAAUAUAAACCGGACGGCAUUGACAUUCUUUGUUUUUGAUCAGUAGACGCCAUGUACGCUACAGCGUACCUAUUUUAUAUAUAUAUAUAUAUAUAUAUAUAUAUAUAUAUAUAUAUAUAUAUAUAUUUUAUAUAUAUUUUAUAUAUAUUUUAUAUAUAUAUAUAUAUAUAUAUAAUAUAUAUAAUAUAACUAAACCUGUUGUCGACGCUAUAACUAAACCUGUUGUCGACGGCAUAUGGCGACUACUGUUCCAGUAGACGCCAAGAAACAUGCACGAGUGAGUUUUUCAAAGAUUAUCAAAAUUGCACGAGUCUGAAGGAUGAGUAAAAUUUGACUUCUUUGAAAAACUCUGGAGUGUAUGUUUUUUUUUCAAAAUGCGCGAGAAACCAUACUAUUACUUAUUAAUAAUACACAUAUGAAAAAAUUACACGCUUCGAUAACACACCUGCGCACUCACCGACCGACCCACGCUGUUAAAGCAUUGUUUUCAUUGCUUGUUAGCAAACUGUUUUGUUUUGUUAAUUGCAUAGUGUUUAGUUUCAAAAAUAAUUGCACUGCUCUUAGCCAAUCAGAAUUGAGUAAUUUCUUCAUCUAUUGUAUUGCAAAUUUAAGAUCACAAGAUAUGAUGAAGGGAAGAAGAGUCAAUCACCAAGGGAGUCGAGCAGAUUGAGUCCAUACUUUAAAUUUGGCUGUCUUUCUGUAAGAUAUGUAUGUCAUGAAGUUCAACGCUACAUUAGCAAGGUAACGCAUAUCUUGCUGUCUUUUAUUCAUUAUAUUUUUCGUCGACUAGUCGAUUACUGUUGAAAUUAUUAUCACAGCUAAAAUAAAAAGCUUAGGAGGUCUGCUUGUGCUGAAUGCUUUUUCGUAAUUUUAAAGGUAUUUUCUUUGCUUUCGUCGUUGCACGAGUCUUUUCUUUUGCUCUCCAAUGAAAUUUGAGAAAACUAAACUAUUGCUUGACAAAUAAUGUCAAAUUUCGUUAUUUCUUUAUAGAGGGACGUAAUUUCUGGUUUCCUCAAAGGCCUGGAAACUAGAGAUUUUUUCAUUAUGUUGGCAAGUCGUAUCCGAAACUGGGAUAGGAUAAAUGGGAAUCCUGUAUGCUUGGAUAUUCCUUGGGAGGAAAACAGUGAAUAUUUGAAACAAUUUAGACAGGUAUGUACUAUGUAAUACGCAGUGUACAUGCUCUAAAUGUCUCGGUGUUGCCAAAAUGAUGUAAAUUAUUGCAGCUUUGUAGACAAUGAUUAAGUAUACAAAUGUUAACACAAUUUUUGUGUCAGUGAACACCAAAUUUACACCCCAAUAAGUGUAUUGAAACACCUAACACUUAUUGUGUGUAAAUAUCACGAUUGAUGAGUGUAUUUGGUGUUCACUAACAAAAAAAUGGUAUUAAUAUUUACACUAUAAAAUCGGUACACAGCUAAAAACGAUCAGGUUGUUGCAAUAUUGAUGUAAACAGGAUUGAACAAUGUUGUGCUGCCCACAUUGUUCACAGUUGUUAACAAUAUCGAACAAUGAGUUUUUUCUGUGUCGGUGUAAUGUUCUCAGGUGAAUAUGAUGUUUGUGAUGUUACUCUGAGUGUAUAUCCACACCGUACGUGGCAGGCAUAUUUUUCAAGCUUGUACGGUGUGGAUAUACACUCAGAGGAACAUCACAAACAUAAUAUUGAACAAUGUUGUUACACCUGAUUCAGGCUCAACAAUAUUGUUCAAUGUUGUUGACAAGUGUGAACAACGUGGGCAGCAAAACAUUGUUCAAUCCUGUUAAACAGCAGGCUCAUGAUUUUUACGCGUGUCAGGCUACAAGCUGCCAUGAUUUACACCAUUGGUGUUAUAGGAACACCCAUGCAGAUAUUUAGAGUAUAAAUACAAUCAUAUAUAUGCUCUUGGUCAUCAAAAUGUUUGAUGUUUUGUAAUUGUAAAUGUAGUAUUAUAUACAUCAACUUCAAUUUUUUUGAAUGUUUCUUUUUUUAUAUUUAUUAAUCUGAGAAUUAACGCUCAUGGUCUAGUGGCGAUGUUCGGGCGGAAAUAUUUUACUUCAUCUUCAUUUUAUUUAUCUGUAUAUUUUACUCGUCUUUACCUUACCUAUAUUGCCGUGUAGACAAACAGUUUUUACAUUGUAUAUUUUGUAUAAGAAUAAGAGGAAUGACGAACAAUCAAAAGCAUUAUUAGUCUUACGUUUCUUAGUUUCAUAUUGCGGUUAUCUUAAAAAUCAAUAAGGACCUUUAGCAAGCAGGACGGCAACGUUACGACGACUUACAUGCAGGGGGUGAACAAUGGACAUACGUAAAGAAAGUCCUGACAAAAGUUAUGUUUCUGAACUUGUUUAGUUUUGUGUAUGUGUGAAUAAAAAUUGUGAUUUCAAGUCAAAGAUUAGAAAAAUACAGUAGAUUCAAAAUUCAAGAUGGCGGAUUUGAAUCAGAAAUUCAUUUUCAAUUCUGAGUAAAAACUCUCUAAACUUGUCUAUUUUUCUAAUCCUUGACUUGAAAUUACAAUUUUUAUUCACACAGUUACUAUAUAUACUAAACAAGUAAGAACAGGAUAUACCAUAUUUUAUGGGGGGGGGGGGCACUUUUUAAUGUCCACCCCCUGUAUAUUACAAUGAUUUUCAUACUAUUAUAGAAAAGAAAGGAAUAACUUAAAGUACCAUGAAAGUUUUAGACGUCUUCAUAGUUUUGUAAUCCACAGACAUUCACGUCUUGUAUAUAGAGAGCCUGCAUUUCAAGGUACCUACUGUAUACAGUGUAUUAUUAUUCGGCUGACGACCUUUACUUCUUAUAGGGCAAAACAGGCUUUCCUUGGAUCGAUGCUAAUAUUGCUAAACUAAAACAAGAAGGUUGGAUUACUUAUGAAGCAAGGCAAUCCUUGGCAUAUUUUCUUACCAGAGGGUGUCUUUGGAUAAGCUGGGAAGAAGGUGUUAAGGUAAGGGACCGGUCAUUAUUUAUGGCAGGGGUGGGGGCCGAAGAGAAAGUAUAAUGAAGCCGGAAAAAAUCAUUACCCAACUUUUUCGAAACAAAAUUUCUAGCUACCCCACCGGUGGAAUGCCAGAAAAAUUUUUUACCCCACCCAAACCUAUUUUGUUGCAAUGUCAAAGGUUCAGACAUAAAAUAUGUAAUGAAACAGUUUAGUAUUUUGUAUGCGUAUUACUCAUCAAGGUACAAAUUGCCCUUGAUGAGUAAGAUCAUCUGCUGUUAGAGAGUAAAUAAUAAUUAUUAUAGGGUGCUUUGACCACAGUGGACAUUAUAAUUAAAAGGGAAUAGGAUUGAUUGGUAAUACUUGUUUACCAAUAUCCCUUGCCCUUAUUUCUUGUGGAGUAAUUAAAGCACACAACAGUCAUGCCUUUAUAUUAUGGGUUAGCCCUACAAUAGCAAGGUACUAUAUAAAGAAUUAUAGUUAUCUGAAGGCUUAAAAUUUGUCUACUUGUAAAAUUUAAAUAUGAAUGGGUUUUUAUAGUUUGUAUUCAACGCUAUAUUCCCUUUUCACGAGAUAGUGCAAUAUGCUAGUCCCAUGCAUAAACAUAUAUUAACCAUAUGCUUCAAUAUUUUAGAACACUAACCGUAUUUCACCACCCUAUCUCUUUCCCACUUUAAAGUUUCACUGUAUAUAAUUUGGUUUCUUUCACAUUCUUGCAUUUCUUUAUUAAUUGAAAUGCAAUUUUAUUUUGAAACAGUUUCACAAAAUAUGUGCUCACCCAUGAUUGCAACUAUCUAAAUUCUAAAAUUUCCUCUGAAAUUCCUUUAAUAUUUCCUUACUAUAGACAAUCACAUGUAUUAUCACGGAAUUUUAAAGGAAUUCCUUAACAAUUCCCAAGGAAUUCUUGAAGUUUAUGAAAUCAAUUUAAUAUUUUAAUUUGUAAACAAUACAACGAUACUAAAGUAUUUGUCCCAUGUGAGAAUAUCUGAAUUUAGAAAGUUACUGUAAAUUAAUGAGAAAAAGUUGCUGUUAUACAGUGUGAAGAUAAAGAUAUUCAUCCGAAUUCCAAGUAUGAUUAUAUAAACAAUUAAAUUAAUCUGUAAAACAGGUAAAUAGAUUUCUCUUAUUUUAUCCAUGUAUACAUGAUCUGCUAGUAAAGAAAAACAGCUAGUUGCCAAAGGCUAGAGAUGAACAUAUUGUGAACUAGCCAUUGGAAUGAUUCUCCAGAUUCACAAGGGGCAUGGGGCAUAUUUCAUGAUUUGCUACCUGAAUUGUCCAUAUGGUUUACAAGCACAUACUGGAUAUAAAUAUAAUUAGUUAUGCAGUAUCAAGUGUAGAUGCCCAAAAAUUAAAUCCUGAAAAUUUAAUAGACUGUACAUAUACUUUUUGAGAUAUGUAAUAAGAGGAUGUUUAUAUGGGGGUCAGGCUGGAUGCCCGGGGUUAGGGGCUACAGACUUAAGGUCACUUUUCCCGAAGCAAGAUCUCGGGCUAAAGGGGCGGGAUCUCGCUUAGCUAUAGCUGGGCCCACUCUUUACCCAUAUAUACACAAGGUGAACUUUAGUAAGAAAUAACAACAAAGGCAGGAUCUUGCCAAAACUGGGCGAGCUUGGGUAGCCUGGGGAUGGCUUGCAGUUGCACCAUAUAAACAGCCCCUAUAUAUAGGCAGUAUAUAUUUUGUCUGGUAUUAAUUGGAGUCUUUGGAGAUUUUGUGUGUAAAUGAAUAUAAAAAUGACCCUUUACAGGUGGGUUGAGGAGGGUGUUUCUGUCAACAUUCCGAAAAGCAAUAAUAUUUUAUUAAAAAAUUAGAAUAAUCACAUAUUAAUGAUCCAAAGAUUGAAUCAUUGAAUAUAAACUAUAAUUAACACAAUAAAAAACACACGUUUUGGUUUUGUGGGAGAAGGGGUGUUUUGGGGGGAAGUACUCUGUGUUUAUGUCAAACGACAUCCCUCCUCAUCGUCACAUACCUAAUACUGUACUGAACUGAUAAUGCUAGUCAGGAGUAGCGACCCCCUGACGUAUCUGACCAAGAGCACACUUGGACAGUCCCUAACCUGCCCGCUUGGGCAGUUCCUAACCUGUCUAAGGUCCACAGAACCGCUUAGACAGUCCCUAUUAUUUGAAAUAUAUAUUUAUAUGUGACGUUACUAGAGUCUAUGGGAAAUGAAGUUGACAUAUUGGAAUACUUCUUCCCCGUAACCCAAUGUUUAUUUAUUUAUUACCAGUAAAGGAACCAUAACAAUUUUUAUUAUUUACCAUAUUGUAAAACUUGUGUCCAUAGGCACUUUUACACCUCUGAUAGUCUUUCACUUUGGAAAGUUUUUCAUUUUGGAAAGCUUUACAGCAGGAAGCCAUUGUUUCCUUAUAAUAUGCUAAUUAUAAUGAGAUCCUUUUACCAACUACUAUGUAGACAAGGUGUUGGAAGCAAAUGCAGUAACCAAAGUGCAA
Messenger RNA from Paramuricea clavata, 16182 nucleotides. The record is from the annotation of a GenBank genome assembly. NCBI's taxonomy places the organism in Eukaryota, Metazoa, Cnidaria, Anthozoa, Malacalcyonacea, Plexauridae.